AUGCCUUCCGCUGCGCAUCCUAUCCCAGUGCUUGGUAUCGAGGUCAUCGACAACGGGGAGUCUCUGCGCUACCCUUCUAAACCUGUCGAUUCCAUCCUCAACAAGUCCCUCGAUUCACCGCUCACAUCCAGCGGCUCCCUCGGUCUCCUCGGCACCCUCUUGCAAGAACCAGAUUUCUUCGACUUCCACAUCAUCCCGGCCAAGAAUCUUCUUGUGGGCCUUAUUAGCAAGGCACGCGCGGUCCUUGAUCAUACAUGGAGCACUCCUAUACCUACUGAUGUUCAGACACUUAUCCGCGCUUGGGUUGACUACUUACGCGAACACCCACCGCAAGCUAUCCCACGACGUAUUCACACUGAUCAUGCUCUCGACAUCUACGUCGAUGCCUCCAAAACCAUGGUGGCUUACGAAGUCCGUCAGUUUGACCGCCCUAUUCUGCGGGGUCAACUCACUCUCACCAAGUCCCAGCGAAACCUACACAUCAAUGCCCUUGAGCUUCUUGGUAUUUACUACGCCCUCGCACGCAUCCGUUUGCUCGAGUUCGAUACUCGCAUGCAGUUCAAUGACGUCCGUGUGUACUGUGAUUCUCUCACAGCUGUGGCUAUCGCUCGCGAUAGGCGAGUACCUGGUGGUCUACACGAAGCUCUUACUCGUAAGUAUCUCGAACUCAUCAUUGGUGUUUCUGGUACCCGUCAAGUUACUUACACGCAUAUCAGCGGUCAUGCCAACUAUGCUGACUCUGGUACUCGAUCUACCUUGGUUGAUGAUAUCCUUUCUGUUCGUGAAAAGUACAACUCAGUUGACAACAAGCAGGCUACCCCCGAUCUCACUGCUUUCCCAGUGCGUAAGCGCGCUGAUGCUUUUGAUGAUGAUAGUAUCGGUCGCCGUGUCCGGCUUCGCCACUCUGCUGCUCGGCCAGUUCCUAGUGAGCCUCCUACUUACCAAGCUCAUGGACAAACUUUACCCGCCUCACGUUCUACUGAUGAUCUUCCCCCAUCGGUACAGCCAUCACCGACAUCAUCACUUGCACCUACCACUUCGAAGACAACUGACGACCUCCCAUGCACUCGUCUGAUCGACUAUGCCUUUAAGCGACUUCCCGAUGAAUUACUACGCCGUCUUGAAGACCUUCCUUUGCUUGAUGGUUUCAAGCAAGUCGUUGACGCAGACCUUCAGCAAAUUUUGGUUGAUUUGUAUCACUCUACUUAUCAUGAAGGCAUUUAUGCAACGUACGCUCGUAUCAAGAAGUUGUACUCCUGGCCGAACAUGCUAGACAAAAUUUCAGCUACUACUAAGUCAUGCCUCUCAUGUGCGAAAUUGUUAACACAUGCUGGUGACCUUUCGUGGAAACAACGACCUUCACCCCAAGCCCUACCAUCUACCCCGUUUACCCACUUAGCUCUUGAUGUCCACGGUCCUUACUUCAACACGUACUAUGUCCUCACCUGCACUUGCAAGCUUACUACUUAUCUUAUAUGCCGCGCUUUACCUACUGCACCACUGGCGAGCGAUGUCAUCGACCUUCUCAACAACAUCACUUGUGUCUACGGUAUUGUACCUACCGCUAUCCGUACUGACAAUGGUACGAUUUUUCACAAGGCUGCUUCACAACUUACUCAUGUGUCCUGGGAAUUCACUCCUACUUAUGCAUCUGCGUCGAACGGUCAGAUCGAACGUAAACAUCGUGAUUUGGCUCGUUUCCUACGCCUCGGUUUUCUACAAGCAGCUCCUCCGGUCGUGACAUGCCCGGAUCCUCACUAUUGGACUCAUCUUGUUCAAGUAGCCACCAUGCGUGUCAACUUACUUGUCAUUCCGUCUGCCCACAGCCUCUGUGCACGUGAUUUGGUAUACAACUUCCCUGCUCACGAUCUCGUCUCUCUGACUUGUUACCCUCCUGUCCCUGACAAAGAGACUAUCUGGCGCCAACAUCGUCAACAAGCACUCGAUCGUUCGUUAUCACAAAUACCAGUUUCACGUCGACAAAUCCCACUGCAACCUGGUAUGCCGAUUUUACUCAGAGAAUAUCAACCUCGCAAAGACCAACCUAGAUGGAGUGAUCCUAUUGAGAUUAAAGAACUUCUAGGUGAUAACAGACUCCUUCUUACAGAUGGCCGACAUGUUCACAGCAAAAAUGUUAAGCUUCUCCCACGUACCAACGAUGAGUUUAAUGAUGAUGAUGACUUCUUUACUGAUGAUGAAUGA
Perkinsus marinus ATCC 50983 is the source of this 2202-nucleotide messenger RNA. Its product is annotated as gag/pol/env polyprotein, putative. Gene Ontology annotation, molecular function: nucleic acid binding. Gene Ontology annotation, biological process: DNA integration. The record is from RefSeq and is a predicted model, not a curated record. The transcript has a single exon. Lineage: Eukaryota; Perkinsozoa; Perkinsida; Perkinsidae. The coding region runs from base 1 to 2202 and encodes 733 amino acids.